Molecule: messenger RNA, 1831 nt
Organism: Exophiala xenobiotica
Lineage: Eukaryota; Fungi; Ascomycota; Eurotiomycetes; Chaetothyriales; Herpotrichiellaceae
Exons: 2
Coding region: 288-1169 (293 amino acids)
Biological process (GO): negative regulation of DNA-templated transcription
Molecular function (GO): DNA-binding transcription factor activity
Source: RefSeq, a predicted model, not a curated record
AUUAGAUCUGAUAUUGUUAAGCGACGAUCUGAAGACGCCAGAAGCCUGUCGCCUGUGACGCUGUGAAAACGGCACGGAGAAGACCUCGGGUGAUCGCGUAGUGGAGGGUAGUCUUGGCGCUUCUAACUCCUCGAGGAAGGCGCAGUCUGCAACGACCUCACCUUGCAACAACUGCGUUGGCAAAGCCCUCGAUCUAUUGCGUUGCGAAUCCCAAGGAUCUCAUUAUUUUACAUCAUUCGCUGCAUUUCCCCCGAGAUAGCCACCCACGCUAGGCCUUUUCUUUCAAAAUGAGCGUCGCCGAGUUGACCGCAUUUGAGAACGAACUCAAAGAAUACAGACUGCAAUUAGAGACAGUGCAGUCGAGUCUGCAAGAUGAUCCCGAUAACACCGAACUGCAGAGCUUGAAAUCAGAACUUGAAGAAGUUAUUUCCCUCACCGAAGCUGCCAUUGCAGAACUAAAGCCUGCCUCAGUAACAACACCUGCUGCCAGACCAUCUCCGCCACCGGUAAAAGAAAAAUGGUCGAAAGAAAAUCAUCCAGCAUAUCAAGCUGGCUAUCGAAAGACUGAAGUCGAACCAGAAGAGGCUCACACCCCGUCGACAUUCUCUGUGAAUGACACUGUCAUGGCCAGAUGGAAGUCUGGCGAUGGUGGAUUCUACGCAGCCAGAAUUACGUCGAUAACCGGCUCAUCGAGUGAUCCAGUCUAUAUUGUGACAUUCAAGAGCUAUGGAAACACCGAAACCUUGAGAGCCAAAGACAUCAAGCCGUUGUCGAAUGAAGCAAAGAAACGCAAGGCUGAUGGCAUAUCAGGAUCAUCCGCUCCAGUUCCUCCACCAUCCAAUCCGAGUGUCAUUUCGGCGGCCGCAAAUGUCGAUCCUACAUUGGCGCAACAAGCCAAACGUGAGCCGAGCAAAGUCAGCGACGGCCCGGUUCGACCGGCUAAGAUACCUCGAAAAGUAAAGGCAAACAAGGAGUUGGAAGCAGGCAAGUCCAAAUGGCAGGAUUUUGCGGCCAAGUCCAAAGCUGGGAAGUUUACGAAGAAGGAAAGCAUGUUCAGAACAGGUGAAGGAGUUAAUGCCAGAGUCGGCUUUACCGGCAGUGGCCAUGAGAUGCGCAAGGACCCAUCACGGGCAAGACAUAUUUACCAGCAAGGCAGUCAGGAUGAUUGAUGGAGGAGUGCUGCUGGAGCUGGCCUUGCACCUUGCGUUCUGUCUCUUUUUAGUUUGAGCGUUUAUGAUUUUAUGAAGCAAUAGCUGACCGUCUUGCACACUGCAGAUAUUGCGACUUAAAACGGCUACAUGUACCAAGCCCGAACAGGCCAAUUCCAUCCUCAGACAAGUAUCUUCCUUUCUCGCCUGCGGCGGUUCUGACAUAUGGUGUACUCGUCUGCAGGGCUCUCAUAUCAGCGUCAAUGCUUUGUAUGGAGAAUGUUUGAACCUCGUCUGUUUGUGGUUGGUCAAAGCGAUUGAUGUUGGCCCCAGUCGACACGCAUGGGUGCUAUCGUUGUCCGGGAAAUAUCUCCCCAUUCGUGCUUGAUAGACGGUGUGAUCCACAAUUCCGCUUCCUGGCGCUCUGGCAGCCUCGAGUCGCUACCAGUCCAGGCUGUGAGCCAUACCGUAGACUCGUUCUCGCCCACGAUGGGCCUUGUCGAGAGACAUCGCAAGCCUCGUAGUGCAGCGGCUUGGGUUGUUGAGACGCCUCUAUGCUCUAAUGUGGGCAAGGCAAAUACGAUCGGUCGCCAUCUCGAUGGCAGGCUGCUUUUUGGAGUUCCACGUUAUGAACCGUUGCAGAGUCCGAUAACCGCACUAAACGUGGUCUGUCCUUCAAUAGU